CGCUCAUGCACACCCUGCGCAGCAGGUUCAAGCUCAGUCCCAGCGCCGUCCUGUUCUGAUUUCUUCGAGCCAUCCUUCGGCCCCCGACUCUCUUUGCUCUUUCUCUCUGGCUAGAUCCUCCGUCAUGGCAAACAUGAUCCCCAACAUGCUGUUGGUCUUGGUUUCUCUUGUUGCAAGCAGUAUUCAGGUCGCAUCAGCAUCUGACGAGAAAAGCCUCCCAAGUCAACUCAUCGUAUGUUCCAGCAACCGAAAGUCACUGAUCACUUCAUUUCUUCAAUCUUCAGCCCAUCAUGCCACUCUUGUGGACCAUAUGCCAUCUGUCCUGCGCCUAUCAGGAGGCAAGAAGGGAACUGCCUCGCAGGGAAAGCAUGGGACAGGAGCGAAGUCUCAUCCCGGGUACAAGUAUCACAUGAGCUAUCCGCGUAAAAGUCGCCAUAGCUCUCAGAAGAUGAAGCGCUACACCCUCAAGAAGAAUCCUGAAGGCAUGGGAAGACGCCGCCACAUGAAAAAAGUGUUCGCUCGGUUUAAGACUGGCUUCCGUAGCGGCAUGCCGUUCACAGGACGAAUCAAGAAGGUCAACGAAUCAUAGGACAGACUUGUCUUCCAAGUCUCAAGCAGGUUUCAGCUACAACAUGAAGAUUGCUUUGCAAGUAAUCUUUGAUCAGCUCCUCUUGUAAUUUAGCAGUAUCAGUGAGUGACCCAAAAGUGUGACUAUAGCAAGCAUGAUAGUUGGC
This is a messenger RNA of Guillardia theta CCMP2712, 734 nucleotides long. RefSeq names its product large subunit ribosomal protein L37e_2, cytoplasmic type. The transcript has a single exon. The record is from RefSeq and is a predicted model, not a curated record. The coding region runs from base 125 to 589 and encodes 154 amino acids. Lineage: Eukaryota; Cryptophyceae; Pyrenomonadales; Geminigeraceae.